This is a messenger RNA of Trypanosoma grayi, 3393 nucleotides long. RefSeq names its product putative glutamic acid rich protein. NCBI's taxonomy places the organism in Eukaryota, Euglenozoa, Kinetoplastea, Trypanosomatida, Trypanosomatidae. The coding region runs from base 1 to 3393 and encodes 1130 amino acids. The transcript has a single exon. The record is from RefSeq and is a predicted model, not a curated record.
AUGCUACGCCGUCGCCUCAUCACCAGUGUGUCAGUCACACACACCGCCAUCGCUGCUACCAUCGAGCGCCACGCAAUGUGCGGCAGUAAUGAUCCCGUCGUCCCAUUUCUUCCAGCGGCCGCUGCACUCACCAGCGCGUGUUGCUGCUGCAGCUGCGGCGUUGGCGGUGGCUUUCGUUCCAGCACAGCACUGUCUGUGAGUCGCCGUGGGUACCGCACGACGCUUCCCCUGUGCAGCGGCAGUGCUGCCGCCCGCGCGCUGCCUGCGUCGCCGCAUCAGUGCCCAAUCGAGCAGGUCCUGCUACCCGACGUGGCGACCGGCGACACCGGCAUCCGCACCGAGACGCUGCGCGGCAUGGUUCAGCUGCUGCUCGACCCCGAGGCGACGGAUGUAGAGGACGUGGCCAUGCUGGACUUUGUUGUCAUGGUGCCGCGGCGACAGAUGGCGGCGCUGCGCGGCCGAAAGGAGUGGCUGGACGUCGUGCUCAGCUCCGAGCGCUACCAGGCGUGCAAGGACGCGCGGGCGCUUCGACUCGCCGGCAUCACGACGGUGGGUCGCUGGGACGAGAACCGCGAGCGUGUGGCCAUCUCUGCCUACUCGCGUGGCAUUCUCGAGGAGGCGUACGCCGCUAUGGCACGGCAGCCGGUGGAGUCGCAGAAGGACCAAGUCAUCACGUGGUUGACAAGGACCAUCCAGAAGGCCGUCAUUGAGGAGUUCGCGGCGAACAAGAGCAACCGGCAGAUCCUCGCGCCGCUCAUCACCGGCAUGCGGGCGCUUCCGGAGACCACGGCGGCAGCUGCCAGCGCCGCAAACGCCGUAAAGGUGGAGGAGGAGGAGCAGCAGCAACAGCUGGAGAAGAGGCUCGUCAAUGAAAGUGGCGCCGCAGCAGAAGCGGAGGAAGAGGUGGAGAGCACCAGCGGCAGCGUCGCCAAGACAAGCCGAGCGCCAAGGGGGCGAGGGAAAAGACACACAAAACACUCUGAGGCAACGUCGCCUCCCGCAGAAGAAGCGGCGGAGGCCGCCGCAGCAAGUUCAGCGGAAGCGGAGGAUGCUGGCAAGAACGAAGCAUCAUCUCGCACUGCUUCCGCCGUCGAUGACGACGAGGACGCUGAAAUUGCACGGCUGCUGAAGGAAACGGAGCAGGAGUUCGCCCCGGCGCCGUACAUUCGUGGCAGCAGUGGCGCCGCCAAGGACGCAGGAACGACCGCAACGGAAGCAAAGACGGACGGCGAUGAAGGCAAGUCCGCCAAGCCAAAGAAGAGGAAGAGUGGUGAUGCCGCUGCCGCGAAGAAGGCUGAUCCGGAGCCGCCAGAAGAGAGUGACGAACCGAUGACGACUGCAGCUGAUGUCGCGGCGGCGCCGACUGACGCGAAGCAAAAUAAGUCGUUGGCCCGCCUGGCGGAACUGAUGCUGAUCCAGUUCAACAGCGCCGACGGCUACCUGCAUAUUUCCGACAUCAAGGACGAUGAGAAGAAGGGCUUCGUGACCACGAUGGACGGGGACGCGGCGCAGGUGGACCCAUUCGCGCUCUACAGCGCCUUCAGUGCAGCCAAGCCGGCGAACGGUGACUCGCCCGCGAUCGUGGCGCUGAAGCAGGUGUGGUCUGCGUACAACACCUACACCGCCGCGCACGACGCCGCCGAUGACGAUGCGAUGGCGCGCUUCUAUAAGGAGAAGGGUGUAGAGGCGCUUGUGCACGGCGCAGUUCUGCUGCGCGCCAUCUCACGUGAGCACCCGAUUGCGCUGGAGCCACGCGAUAUCCCCGCGUACGGCUUCCCGCUGCUCUCCUCCGAUCGCCGCCCGUACCGCACGCGGCGUGGCAAGGGCGCGACGGACAUGACGGCCGACAGGGUCGCCGACGCGGUCAAAGCUUACACCGCCUUCUUCGCGAGCAAGGUCAAGCGUCACACGCCGAUCCGCCCCGCGAUUGACUCCAACUCCGGCUGUAGCGUGGCGGCACUGAUGGGCACGACGCUGCACCUCUAUGAGACAUCGCUGAAGGAGACGGUGCGGGAGGAGGACAUACGCGGCCGCUUCGCCGAGGCGAUGCUGGGCGUGCUGCAUGUGCUGGAUCGUAAGGUUCUGUCGCGCGUCAACGUGGUGCACUACCACAUCCUCGCCACCUCCAUCAGUGGCGGCGGUGCGGGCGGCAUGGAUGCUACGACCACCACCAUUGUUAGCAUUGACACCACCGGCACCUUCACCGCGGCGGAGAAAGUGCGGCUGCAGCAGCUCGCGGAGCCGCUCGGCAUGACGAGCGCCAUCGCCGACUGCACCUGUGUGUCCGACCUCGUCGACACCAUUGAGGCGCUCGGUGUGUCGGUGGUGCACGACAUCUUGACGAACCGUGACGACCUGGAGGCGCUCCUCACGCCGACGCUCGUGCAGCUGUUGCCGGAGGUGGAGGACGACGAGGAGGCGGAGGACGAAGAGGAGGCGAAGCCGCCAGCGCGACGGGACGCGGCUGCGGCUGCUGCGAAGGGGGCGUCCGCGAAGGCGGGAAGCCCCGCAGCAAAGGCCGCAGCAGAUGAGGAGGAAGAGGAGGAAGAAGAGGAGGAGGAUGAGGAAGAAGUGGAGGAAGUGGAGAAAGACAAGUCAAAGGGCAAGAAGCAGAAGUCUUCCGCUGCGAAGGCUGCUGCCGUAGAGGAGGGAGACGAGGAAGAGGAAGAGGAAGAGGAAGAAGAAGGGGACGAUGAAGAUGAUGAAGAGGAAGAGGAUGAGGAGAAAGAGGAAGAGGUGCGUGCGGCUCCGGUAAGCACCAGCAGUGGUGGUAAGAAAAGCCCUCCCCCUGCAAAGAGCCGCGUUGCACGUGGGCGUGCCAAGGCCUCGGAGGAGGCGCGGGUGAAGGAGGACGACGACGACGACGACGACGACGAGGUCGUGCAGAGCCAGCAGCAGCAGCAGCACGCCCCGUUGGCGAAGAAGGCCUCCCAGAACGCCAAGCGAGCACCACCGCCACCACCACCAGACGACGAUGAUGAUGAUUACGAGGAGGACGGGGAGGCGGAGGUGGUGUUACAGAAGCCGCCACCGCCACCGCUAGCAGCAGCGAGCAAGAAGGGGCAUGCAGCGAGGCGAGCCCCGCCACCGCCACCGCCACCGCCGGUGGAAAGGGAUGACGAGGAUGAUGACGAGGAGGAGGUGGAGGAGGAGGUUGUGCGGCGGCCGCUGAAGAGGACCACCAACAUGAAGCGCGCACCAUCACCGGCACCGCCUCCACCUCCUCGUUCUUCUCCUGCUGCUGAAGAGGAGAACGAGGAGGACGCGAAGGACGAGGCCGCUGCGGCGGUGCGUGUGCGCGGCCGCGGUCGGCGCAUGAGCCGCGCCCCUCUUCCCGUUCCCCCCGCCGGCUCGGAGGACGAGGACCGCUGGUUUCAAAAGGCACGGCGGUGA